CCAUUCCUCACUCCUCUAGAGUCAGUGUCCCUAGCAGAUGACAUGUAAUUCGGGCAGGACCCCUGAGUGCUGAAUAAGAUCUCUGCCGAUCAGUCGAACGAUGGCGGAGACAUGUUGAACUCUCGGGCAGACAGAUAGCAGCAGUUGGAGUAACAGCAGCGUAACACACGGCAGUGUUACUCUUCUCUACCACUGCUUGGUCAAACUCCUUCUGGAAAAUCCCACCGCUCUGUGAGGUGCACAUAGAGCCAAAAUGGAGAUUUCCCUUGAAGAUACGACAGGCAGCUCACCGCCCAACUUAGAGUACCAGGCGGCGCACCAAGCGUUCAAGGAUCGCUGGAAGGAGACGGAUGAAACCAUGUGUCGCCACAGCAUGUCCUUCCAUCUGCACCACGCGGUGAGGAGCGAGUUCUUUGCCAGCUACCUGUACCUGCUGGAGAAAACUCCUGUCGUGAAGCUGUUUCCAGUCACCUGUGAGUACAUUAAAGGAGAGAAACAGUUCUACUACAGAGCUCAGCAGUUCUACGAGGACGUCCCAGCCUCGGAGGAAGGCAUGCUGGGAGAUUUUUUGGAGAUAGGCAACGUCGAUCUUGAGGGUUCCCGGCAGUUUCUGAAGAGAUUCGUGGGUCCCGGUAAAGCCGGCACGCACUUUGCCCUGGACUGUGGCUGCGGGAUCGGCCGCGUGUCCAAAGGCGUCCUCCUUCCCGUGUUUGAGAAAAUGGAGAUGGCGGACAUGAUGGAGCACUUCCUGCUCCACGCACACGAAGAGUACCUUGGCGACGACGCUGACCGCAUCGAGACCUACUACUGCUUCAACCUGCAAGAGUUCACACCUCCGAAAAACAAGUACGACGUCGUCUGGAUGCAGUGGGUGGCAUGCCACCUAACAGACAAGGACCUGAUGAAUUUCCUGAUGCGCUGUAAGAAGAGCCUUCGUCCAAACGGCGUGAUCAUAUUAAAGGACAAUAUGGCGAGACAAGGCUGCAAGCUGGAUCCCAUCGACAGCACCAUCAGCCGCCACCUGGACAUCAUGAAGUGCAUCAUCACCAAGGCAGGCCUGGAGGUCCUGGCUGUGGAGAAGCAGGAAGGCUUCCCUGAGAUCAUCAUGCCUGUCUGGAUGAUUGCGAUGAAAUAGAAAUGACACCAUUUUUGACACCAUUGUCACUGCUCCACUUGUUCCAUAACUAAGAGCAAAUUCCAACCUAAGACUAUAAAGGGUUAUUCCUCUUUUUAUCUAAAUUAAUGAUCGAGUUUAUAAAAAUAAACGGCAACAUCAACACAGCGAGAAAUCUUCAGGAUGUCAUCGGGAGAUAGAUUGGGAAGCGGCAGAGCGGACGGCCUGUCGGCAACCGGGGGCAUUUUUCCUAGACUAGAGUUCUUUUUUUCUGCUUCGGCCAGAAAUGAAUCAAAGCUUUUACGUGGACAUCACCUCAAUAAGCACUCUAUAUGUCCACAAAGCAAGUCAUUUAUCGUCAGCCGACCACCUCCAGGGCUUUUAAUUCAGAGACAUCAAAGAAUAACCUUUUGCUAUCUGGAGCCGGAAUAAUAUGUGGAUGAACAAUUUGUCAUCAAGUACAACAUACUUUAUCAUAAGCAGUGAUACAUCAGGUUUAUUUAAAUAACUAUGAUGCUUUACAUUUUAGAACAUGAUGAACAUGCAAUCUGUAUGUGAAUAUGUUCUGUGAUCAGAUGCUUUUCAGUUUACACUUGGUACUCUUGAUCUAGCUUACAUUGGGAUCGGAUCGCAAUCUGCAAGUUAGGCAACCGCGCUUAACUUGUUAAAUGCAUUCCUGCUGCAAGACGGGCAACUAGAGAGAGAGCACAGACUUGCAAACUAAAGAUCACAUGACAGACAGAGAAAAGACAUCUUAGGUUACAGUGCUCAUCAGUAGCCUUGAUUGCUGAUGACUGAUCAAAAUAAACGUUGUCUGCCGAAUCUGAUGCAAAAUAUCGGUAGCUUUGUGCGGCUGCUUGAGAGUGGUGUAAAAACCGUUAACCUGUAAUGAUCAGGGCCAGUGGAGAAGCUUACUAGGCUCGGCUUCCCCCCUUUUGUCGUGUGACCCCUCAUCUGGCAGGGCGUUGCAGUCUCUUGAGAACUCUUGAGAAAGUGCUUUAUGGAUGCCUUGUUUCUACACUGUGCAGCUCACAAGGGACACGCACACUUUCAUAGAUCUAAUACCUUCGUGGAUUAUACAUGCAUAAUACAAAGAGUAAUGAUUUAAGUUGCUUGGAGUUUGAGUUUCUCAACAGUUAAGUAAUGGUGGUCUAUGGAUUUAAUGCUUUUUGGACCGCAGACGGGGCCGUAUCCAGCGCUGCUAAUACAUCCAUGGUUUGUGGGCUCAUAAGGAGCUCAUCGGUAGAAUCAAAGCUUGAGGAGGAGGAGUCGUGACCUUGCAAAAUGUUGCUCAGAUGUUACUUCUUACUACAGCCACUGUUAGUAUUUACAUUAUCUUCCCUCACAAUAGGCUCCCAUCCAAUAUUCCCGUUGUGUUGCAUGCAUCUGCAUUAACCUUUGUCUUUUCCUGAUAGCAGGAAGAUAUCCAGACACAGGAUACAUGUCAAAACCAGGUGGAGUUGAGGUCUAAACAAUCAGCAAACAGUUCCUUGCCACUUUACAUUACAGGAGAAAUAACAUCCAGGGCACUUGGCAAAUAUUGGUCAGGUGUAAGUAUUACAUUUAUUUUUAUGUACGAACUUGUUUUAUACUUUUGCUUGUAAUAUUGUGUUGUACUUUUUGUAUUGAUUUUUAUUGUAAUCCUUUCCGUAUAAUGCAGAAAUGUAGACAAAGUCGCUCCCUUUAAAUUCCACUCUCUAGCACAAGGUCGGGACAUUUGAAUGCAUCUUACUGUAUGCUCCCUUUUGAAAAAUAAACUUGGAAAGCAUA
Molecule: messenger RNA, 2884 nt
Organism: Pungitius pungitius (ninespine stickleback)
Lineage: Eukaryota; Metazoa; Chordata; Actinopteri; Perciformes; Gasterosteidae
Gene: ntmt2
Product: N-terminal Xaa-Pro-Lys N-methyltransferase
Exons: 4
Coding region: 254-1135 (293 amino acids)
Biological process (GO): N-terminal protein amino acid methylation
Cellular component (GO): cytoplasm
Molecular function (GO): N-terminal protein N-methyltransferase activity
Source: RefSeq, a predicted model, not a curated record